Molecule: messenger RNA, 821 nt
Organism: Salvia hispanica
Lineage: Eukaryota; Viridiplantae; Streptophyta; Magnoliopsida; Lamiales; Lamiaceae
Source: RefSeq, a predicted model, not a curated record
CAAUCAAGAAAGAAAAAAUGAGUGAGUUGGAGAGAAAAGAGUCGUAGCUCAAGAGAGAAAGAGAGAAGAAAGCUUUGUAGUGCUGAAGCACUUUUGUUGUGUAUUUUGUAAUCCUUUUAUACUCGAGUGGAUGAGAAGCCAAUGGGCAAUCACGACAAUCGGACUGACGUUCCUACUACUCGGUGAAGCCAAGAAGCACAACAUCAGCAUGUUCGAGCCGAAGGGCGACGCCUACCGAGAGUGGCUCGAGUCGAGAGACCUCAAGUCCGUCGUCUACGUCUCCUUCGGAAGCAUCGCCUCUCUUAAAAAAGAGCAAAUGGCGGAACACGGCCACGCCCUUCUAGCCACGGGCCGCCACUUCCUAUGGCUUGUCCGAUCCACCGAACUCGACAAGCUCCCUUCCGACUUCGCCAACACCGCGGCCGGGAAGGGCCUAAUUGUCGAGUGGUGCCACCAGCCCGAGGUGCUGGCGCACAAAGCCGUGGCGAUGGCGCAGUGGGUGGAUCAGUGCACGAAUGCGAAGCUUGUGGAGGAUGUGUGGGGGGCAGGGGCGCGAUGCGGCGGCAGAGAUGGGAUUGUUGGGAGGGAGGAGAUUGCCAAGUGUAUUGAGAGAGUUGUUGGAGGGGAUGAGAUUAGGAGGAAUGCUCUGAGGUGGAAGGAAAUGGCGGCGGAGGCGGUGGGGAAGGGUGGGACUUCCGACCUUAAUGUUGUGGAUUUUGUUUCUAAGAUUGUGUUUGAUGAUGGCGGGGAUUUUAGCCCCACCUCUGUUCUUGUUUGAACAAGUUCAAGUUAGUGGAAUGCGUUAGUGGAACUUGAGGUCA